This is a messenger RNA of Rhipicephalus microplus (southern cattle tick), 1027 nucleotides long. RefSeq lists its product as uncharacterized. The record is from RefSeq and is a predicted model, not a curated record. NCBI's taxonomy places the organism in Eukaryota, Metazoa, Arthropoda, Arachnida, Ixodida, Ixodidae. Gene Ontology annotation, biological process: lipid metabolic process.
ACUGAUAACUGGCUUCGGAUACCCCGUGGAAGAGCACAAUGUCACUACUCGGGAUUCCUACGUCAUCAUGAUGCAAAGGAUGCCCGCAGGACGCAGCAAACCAAACAAUGGACACCAUCAUCGAAAGCAAGUGGUGAUGUUGAUGAGUGGUCUGGAAGGUAGUGGCGCGGACUACGUUCUCAAUAAGCCUGAUCAGAGCCUUGGAUUCAUCUUAGCGGACAAAGGUUACGAUGUCUGGUUAGCAAACGUAAGAGGUUCAAGGUACUCCAGCCAUCUCCGGCUUCACAAAGACAGCAGCGCUUUUUGGAACUUCAGCUUAGAUGAAAUGAUAAGCUAUGACCUACCAGAUCAAAUAGACGCCGUGCUGAAAAUGACCCAGCAAGAAUCCUUGCUAUACGUAGGGUAUUCUCAAGGAACAGCGAUCAUGUUCGGUCUGCUUGCAUCCAAACCUGAAUACAAUAAGAAGAUUCGACUGUUCAACGCUUUCGCGCCGGUAGCCUUUAUGGGACACAUGACAGCGGCCCUGCGUCAUUUAGUGCCGGUGGCUUCUUUGUUGGACAUUUUUCAGCUUAUCUGGAAAGGGUCACUUGAAGAGGACAAAGGCUCCGUCUUGAGCGGACUAAGAGAGCUAACGUGCAUUAAAAUUCUGCCUGUCUGUAAAGUUGGCUUUUAUGCCAUUAAUGGAGGGUUUCCUGUGGAAUGGAACAAGACUAGGCUUCCAGUCUUCUUGGCUAAUUAUCCUUCAGGGACUUCAGUGCGGAAUAUUGCACAUUUUUCUCAGCCAAGGCCUCCGGCCUACAACUUGGCCAAUGUCAAAGCACCGGUGGUACUGUACUGGAGUGACGGCGACGUGCUGUCAACACCUAAGGACGUGGAGGACCUCGCAAAGAUACUACCUAACGUGGUCCUCAACUUCAAGGUGCCCGUGAAAGGCUUUACGCACUUGGACUUUGAAUGGAGCAUCAAAGCGAAAGACCAUCUUUACCGGAAAGUGCUGGAGAUUAUGUCAAAGUACAGCAAGAAAUAA